CCUCUGCAACUGCGUUCACGGGUUCAAGAGCAAUCUGCUGCUCCUCUAUGUCAGAAGACAGCAACGUUGCUCAACUACCUUUGAGGACUUGAGAAGACCCUUUUCUGCUAAAAAGAUCAAAAGAUGAAACACACGGAGUACUAGAUGGGGUGGGCUAUAGCUCUUCAUGGAGGAGCGGGCGACAUCUCGCCGUCCCUGAUGCCUCCCCAUAUCUUGGAAGCCAGGGAGGAGUGCCUCAGGAAGUGUCUCCACAUUGGCGUCUCGGCGCUCAAAGCAAAGGCGACGGCACUAGACGUGGUUGAGCUUGUGGUACGUGAGAUGGAAAACCACCCGCUUUUCAAUGCUGGCAAAGGUUCAGUUUUGACUACGGAUGGCACAGUUGAGAUGGAGGCAAGCAUAAUGGAUGGGAACACAAAGAAUUGUGGUGCUGUUUCUGGUUUGUCUACAGUUGCUAGUGCCAUAUCACUUGCCCGACAUGUGAUGGAAAAGACUCCUCAUAUUUACUUAGCAUUUGAUGGGGCUGAGGCAUUUGCAAGAGAGCAAGGCAUAGAAACUGUUGACGCGAGCUACUUUGUUACUCCAGAAAAUAUAGAAAGGUUAAGAAAAGCCAAGGAAGCAAAGAAAGUUCAGAUAGACUACAACACGCCUAUUCACAAGAAUACUCCAGUGGAAACAGCAGCUUCCAAUGGGGAUAGUCAACUUGGAACAGUUGGAUGUGUAGCAGUUGACUGCCAUGGAAAUCUGGCAGCUGGAACCUCAACAGGUGGCCUAGUGAACAAGAUGGUUGGUAGAAUUGGUGAUACCCCUGUGAUAGGAGCUGGCAAUUAUGCCAACAGCUAUUGUGCAGUAUCUGCUACUGGUAAAGGAGAAUCCAUUAUCAGGGCCACCGUUGCCCGAGAUGUGGCUGCACUUAUGGAAUAUAAAGGACUUUCUCUGAAAGAUGCAGCAGAUUAUGUUAUAGAAAAAUGUGUGCCCAAAGGUGAUGCAGGACUUGUUGCUGUAUCAGCCACAGGUGAAGUCACAAUGUCAUUCAACACCUCAGGUAUGUUUAGGGCUUGUGCCACCGAAGAUGGUUACUCUGAAAUUGGAAUGUUUGCUUCUUAAUUAGCUACAAGAAGAAGAAGCAAUUGAUCAUUGUGGUGAAUAAGCUGAUUGGUGUUCAUUUAUUAGGCCUAUGAAUUGUCAUUGUGUCAUCAUGCUGUAAUUUGACAUAUUAAUUAUCAUCAGCAAACUCUUUAUAUUAGCAAUAUUUAAAUAAAUAUUUCUUGUUGGACCUUGACUGAUA
Nymphaea colorata (pocket water lily) is the source of this 1285-nucleotide messenger RNA. Its product is annotated as isoaspartyl peptidase/L-asparaginase. The transcript has 5 exons. Gene Ontology annotation, molecular function: hydrolase activity. Lineage: Eukaryota; Viridiplantae; Streptophyta; Magnoliopsida; Nymphaeales; Nymphaeaceae. Bases 145 to 1104 code for a protein of 319 amino acids. The record is from RefSeq and is a predicted model, not a curated record.